AUGAAAGAGGUAUUGGCUGGGUUAUGGUGCAUGGGGCUACACAUGAGACCCUGCAGAUUUGUCAUCGGGGCUUCACACAUGGUGAUUGUUGCACAUGGUCGUGCUCCAAGGACAACAGUGAUCAUUGACAUUGAAUUGAAUUUAAUAGCGCUUUCUACUGCCUCUGGGGUCUCAUUAAUGAUGACAAACACUUCCGAAGAGUUAGGGAAGCAUUCAACCUCAGUGUAUCGUGUGAGAGAAGACAGUGAAUACGUUCGGCUGGUUAUAUCCAACGAAACAAGGACGGCAGAAGCUGAUAUCUUGCAGCCACAAUCAGAAACAAGAGUUAAAUCUUUUUUGUGGUGGAUUAGAGCCUUAGCUGGGUGCCUUGUUAUCAUUAUAUUUCUUCUCAUUUUCUUAAAAUGGGGGAUGCCAUUUCUUUUUGAAAAGGUUCUCUUGCCAAUAUUGCAGUGGGAAGCCACUGCCUUUGGCCGUCCUGUUCUUGCCCUUGUUCUUGUUGCUUCUCUCGCUUUGUUCCCUGUGGUCUUAAUACCUUCUGGCCCUUCCAUGUGGUUGGCUGGAAUGAUUUUUGGUUAUGGCUUUGGGUUUGUUAUAAUCAUGGUUGGAACAACUAUUGGAAUGGUCCUGCCAUAUUUGAUUGGUCUGUUUUUCCGUGACCGCAUCCAUCAAUGGUUAAAGAGAUGGCCCCGGAAUGCUGCAAUGAUUAGACUUGCUGGGGAAGGUAGUUGGUUCCAUCAAUUUCGAGUGGUUGCUCUCUUUAGGGUUUCACCCUUUCCGUACACAAUCUUCAACUAUGCAAUUGUGGUUACCAGUAUGACAUUUUGGCCCUACUUAUGCGGAUCAGUUGCUGGAAUGGUGCCAGAAGCUUUCAUUUACAUCUACAGUGGUCGCUUAAUAAGGACAUUUGCAGAUGUUAAUUGCUUUUACUGUUUAUGCAAAAAUGCUUUAAACGAGCUUAAAAGAGAAGAAGAAACUAGUGGAGUGGAAGCAUCUGCCUCGGCCCAUGGCAGUUUAGAGAUGGAGAAAGCUUCCUGUUGA
This is a messenger RNA of Prunus armeniaca (apricot), 1038 nucleotides long. NCBI's taxonomy places the organism in Eukaryota, Viridiplantae, Streptophyta, Magnoliopsida, Rosales, Rosaceae. The record is from the annotation of a GenBank genome assembly.